Messenger RNA from Microstroma glucosiphilum, 2448 nucleotides. RefSeq lists its product as hypothetical. The transcript has 2 exons. Gene Ontology annotation, molecular function: RNA binding. Lineage: Eukaryota; Fungi; Basidiomycota; Exobasidiomycetes; Microstromatales; Microstromataceae. The record is from RefSeq and is a predicted model, not a curated record. The coding region runs from base 16 to 2346 and encodes 776 amino acids.
UGUCUCUUUCCAGCCAUGGCAGGCAGCGACAAGCAGCGAGAUGCUCCUGCCGCCGCUGCCUCAAAGCCCUCUCAGCCUCCGGCCAGCUUCGAUGCCGAAUUGGACGCCCUCUUCACACAAGCAAAGCCAGCACAAGCAGUGCCAAGCAAGGCAGCCGCCGCAUCGACUGCGACAGAGGUAGCCACCGUACCAAAGCGCAAAAGAGACGAUGCUGAGACCAAGGCAGAACGCAAGGCAGAGAAGCGUGCAAGGGCUGCUCAGGCUGAGCUAGCAGCGGCCGAAGCCAAGAAGCAGCGAAAGGAGGAAGCCAGCAGCGACAGUGGAGAGGACGGCGAGGACGAUAGCGAAGAGGAAGAGGACGAGGACGAAGCAUCGGAAGAUGAUGAUGCAUCCCUCGAUAUGUCAGAGAUCGAGAGGGAGAUUGCAGAGCAAGGCUUGACCAGGGGCGAUGACGAAGACGAGGAGCUCCUUGAUGAAGAAGACGAGGAUGAAGGGGAGGAAGAAGAGGCAGAAGCAGACGAGGCAUCUUCCGAGGAAGAGGAAGUAGCGGCUUCGAGCGACGAAGAAAUCUCAGAAGACGACGCAGAUGCCAAGCCGCCCGUUCACGAGUCGCUGGCAAAUUCUCGUCAGCAGCAACGCAUUAGGAAGAAGCUCGAGCAGCGGGAAUUGGAGUCAAAGGAGGUGCGCGACAAGCGUUCCAUCUUUCUAGCCAACAUACCCAUCGCCUGUGUCCAAAGCAAGACUCUUACAAAGGCUCUCAAGAGGCACAUAGUCGCACUCUCGCCUUAUCCUUCUGUCACUCGUGUCGAGUCUGUAAGAUACCGCUCUGUGGCCUUUGCCGUACCCACAGCAGACUAUGCCGCAGAGUCGGGUGCCGAUGCGGCCUCAAAUGAGAAGCGUAGGGCCCGUGCUAGGUCAUUCAAGGAUGCCGUCGAUGCCGGAGAAGACGGAGACGUGGCCAAGAACGGCAAGCCUUACCUCAAUGCAAAGCAAAAGAGAAAGGUCGCAUACAUCAACCACGAGAUUAAUGACAAGGCCAAGGCCGUCAAUGCCUACUUCACUCUCGACAACUUGACCGAGAGGGACAUCGAGAAGCUCAACAGUCUUCCGGGUUCUAGCACAGCCAGGAGUGGCAACCUUACAGCGCCUAUUUUGGCCGCUCUAACUGCAGCUCAGGUUGAUGAUUCACUAUUUGAAGGUCGCCAUCUACGAGCCGACCUGGCCGUGCCCUUGACGCUGCCAGAACUCGUCUCUGCUGGUCUCGACAGAGUAGUGUCAUCUCCAUCUACCUCGGACAUCCUCACCAGAAUCUUGACCGGGGGAGGAAAGAGCAAGGAUGACCAGUCCCGGACGCUCUUUGUGGGCAACCUCGACUUUGAGGCUGAUGAGGAGGAUCUGCGGGCCAUGCUGGAAGCAGUCGUACGAGAGGAACGGGGAACUCCACCUUCAUCGUCUGGCCCACUCGGGAAAGAGAUCGGCUCUCUGCCACCUUUUGAAGCUGCGACUACCGAGUCUGAAGCCUUUGUCGAGGCAACUUGGGUUCACUCUGUCCGGAUCAUCCGAGAUGCAGCAACUCAGAUGGGCAAAGGUUUCGCCUAUGUUAAUUUCCUUGACGAAGUCUGCGUCGACGAGCUCAUGGCCAUCUGGGAAGCAGACGAAGCGUUCCUCUCUGCAGGCAGGCCUGGCAGCAGGAGCAAGGAUGACGGCAAGAGAGAGGAUGGAAGCCGAAAGGAGUUCAAGCGCAGGUUGAAGCUGAACAAGAGACCUCUGAGGCUUGCAAGGUGCAAGAACACCAGUGGUGGAAAGGGCCAGAAGUCUGCCUCUGCUGCUAAGAAGUCCACGCAGAGCAAUGGUGAAGGUGAGGCUUCUACGCCCAAGAAGAAGGCAGACAACCGUCGUCGCUCCAUGGGUGCCCCUACCCCAGACGGGACUUCCCCUUCUGCCAUUAGCAAGAAGGCCAAGGUGGCCCACAGCUCCGACUCCCCCUCUCGUCCUCCUCCUGUCGCAACAGGUUCCUCCGCCUCUGGCUCAGCAAGCAAAUUCCCUUCGUCCUCCUCCACCCUCAUCCCCAAUCCACCACCCAAAUUCGCCCGCACGGAAGCCGACUUGGCCCGAAUGGCAUUGAAGCGCAACGAUCCGGAUCGUCAGGCGAAGCGAAUGGCAAAGAAGGAGAGGAAGAAGCAGGAGCUCAAAAUGGGAAGUCGUGCUGGUGGAGGGGCAAAGGAUAAAGUGGACUUGAAGAUUGGGAAGAAGGCCAAGACUGGCAAGAGUGGAAGUGGAUUCAAGGGAGCACCGAAGAAGGGUGGGGCUGCUGGGAUCAAGGCCAAGGGGAAGGGGAAGAAGUGAGGUGGUACGGUGCGAAGGACUAGAGUGAUGCUGGCUGUCCUUGGCAACAAGAUUUCCUGACUUCUCCGUCAGCGCUUCAUCAAUCGUAAUCUCACAUCAGUC